Messenger RNA from Brenthis ino (lesser marbled fritillary), 342 nucleotides. The record is from the annotation of a GenBank genome assembly. NCBI's taxonomy places the organism in Eukaryota, Metazoa, Arthropoda, Insecta, Lepidoptera, Nymphalidae.
AUGUUGUGUUCACACGGCACGUCUUGCGUUGCCGUAUCCGAUGGCCCCGAAUCGGAAUCCCAUGUGAACACGCCAUCCGGUUUUUUUGCAGGAGUGCGCACAGUGCCUCUCAUUAGUGUGAAAGCAAUGGACGUGAACAGUUUUGCUAUAGUAUACUGGUAUUAUCCAGUUAGCGCCUUUACAACUGUAAUGCGUCAGUUGAAAAAUGAUCCAUUACAAUUUUUAACUACUAUACCUACAUUUGAUAAUCUUUUGCAAAAACUAAAAAUCGCUUGGGCUAACCGACAUGUAUUCGGUUUCAAGAUCCGGCAAAUAAUCGAAUCUAGACCUGCUUGUAUCGUA